AUGCUCUUUGCGGAUGCCUCGACCUGUAUCACCAUCAAUGGUCGACAGUCUUCAGCUUUUGGCCUCUUCCGCUCUAUUUGGCAGGGUUGCCCUUUAGCUCCCUCGCUGUAUGUGCUUACCGCUGAAAGGUUUGGUUAUCUGUUGGCUAAUGUUGCAUCUUUGCAGUGUGUUAAAGGCAUUUCAUUGCCUAAUUCUCAGUUGCAGUUACUCAAUGGGCACUUUACGGAUGACUCUUUUCUCACUCUCUUGGAGGAAGAGGAGACUAUUCACGAGGCGCUCCAGUGCCUAAAUAUAUUUUAUCUUGUUUCGGGCUCCGCCAUUCAGUGGCACAAGACGCUUUGUUACCGACAGUCUGUUCUGCCUUGUCCUGCUUGGCUGCAACCCUUUAGCUGGAAGUGGAUUGGGCCAGGCGAAACUUUCCGCUUUUUGGGCAUUCCUUUUGCUUUUCAAGCCUCCCCAAUGGAGCUUUGGCAGGUUGUGCUUGCUCGGGUGGAAAAAAAGCUGGCUUAUUGGAUCACCAAGCCUCUAUCUUUGGCGGGGAAGUUCCAGAUUUGUUCUAAAGUUUUGGCCGCUACUCAUGUUUAUUAUUCCUCUUGUUGGGCGCCUUCUAAAGCUGCUUAUAGCAAGCUUGAAAAAUUACUUCAGGAUUUUCUUUGGGCUUCCUCUGAUACUCAUCAUGGAUUCCAUCGUGUCGCCUGGGAUUUUUGUUGUCUCCCCAGGGACUCUGGAGGCUUGGGUCUGUUGUCCACCCAGAGGCAGGGAAUUGCUUUAUGUGUCAAAUGGGUUAUUCACUCCCUUAUGGGUGACGAGGCUUGGAAAAUUCUCCUUCGCCACUGCAUUCAGUCUAGUUUCCCUAUCAACAGACCGGCCUGGAAAGGAAUUGGCCUCCAGACCCUUUUGGUUAUGAAAGAGCCGGUUCAGAUAGUUGGUACGUUUGUUGCCAAAAGCAUUUGGUGUGCCUGGGAGUCUGUCAAACCCUGGCUCUGGUGGUCUGGCUCCAGCUUUCGGGAUGAGCUCUCAUUGAACUAG
This is a messenger RNA of Cryptomeria japonica (Japanese cedar), 1029 nucleotides long. RefSeq lists its product as uncharacterized. The transcript has a single exon. The coding region runs from base 1 to 1029 and encodes 342 amino acids. The record is from RefSeq and is a predicted model, not a curated record. Lineage: Eukaryota; Viridiplantae; Streptophyta; Pinopsida; Cupressales; Cupressaceae.